This is a messenger RNA of Ilex paraguariensis (yerba mate), 684 nucleotides long. The record is from the annotation of a GenBank genome assembly. Lineage: Eukaryota; Viridiplantae; Streptophyta; Magnoliopsida; Aquifoliales; Aquifoliaceae.
AUGGAAAUUGAUGAAAUGCCAUCUUUAGAAAGAGAUGAUAUGAUCCCAUUAGGAUGUACUGAUGUAGAUAAUAUAUUGUGUGACCAACCAAUGGAAAAUUUAGAUGAAGAAAAUGACAACUUCAUUAGUUAUAGUGAUAUCGAGGAAGAUUCCUAUAGUGAUGAUAUUGAAAAAGAUGAUAAAUUUAUUAAUAACGAAUGCGACUCUAACCAAAGAUGGCCGGAUUGGGGAAACAAGGAAUUGCUAGGCGUGGUGGAGGACUAUUAUCAUUGCUACUUCCAGGCUAGUGCUAAUGGUAGUACAUUGUCACUCGCACGAGAGUCUCAUUGUUCUAUGAGUGUGCAUAUUGUUCCUUUUUCAGAGGGACAUGUCGAACAUAAUGUUGAAAUUGUGCUUGCCAAAAAAAAGCAAGCCAGUGAGAAGCUUAAUGUCGAGAUGCCUGAAGAGCUUGGGCAAAUAGUAGGAUUGGAAUGCCAAGCACUUAUAACAAAGUUGGGGUGUAUUAUUCGAAAGCAUGCACCUCUUCAAAUGACAAAAUGGGCAAAGAUUGACAAAGACAAUGGGGACAGUUUAGUACAAAUGGCUAAGGAACAAAUGGUGGAGCUUCAACCACAACUCGUAGGAGAGGAUGAAGCACCAGUUUGUGAGGAGAAAAUUUGCUUAGAGGUUCUUGGACACAAGUAA